GACCAGGAGGACCCAGAGCCCCCACACAUUAAAGAGGAAGAGGAGGAACUGUGGAGCAGUCAGGAGGGAGAGCAGCUUCAAGGGCUGGAGGAGGCUGAUAUCACCAAGUUCACAUUCACUCCUGUCCCUGUGAAGAGUGAAGAUGAUGAAGAGAAACCUCAGUCUGAGGGACACCACUGUGGAGGACCAGGACCAGGACCACCACCAGGACCAGACAGGAACUCACAUCCAGAUUCUGAGGACAAGACUUCGGACUCCUCUGAAGCUGAGACUGAAACAGACUGGAGGGACAGGAAACCGUUUCGCUGCUCUAUUUGUGCUAAAACAUUUAAACACAGGGGGAACCUGAACAUGCACAUGAGAACUCACACGGGAGUGAAACCGUUCAGCUGCUCCUUGUGCGGUAAAAGGUUCACUCAGAAACCGGGUCUGGACUACCAUCUGAAAACCCAUACAGGAGAGAAACCUUUCAGCUGCUCUAUCUGCGGUAAGACGUUCCGACACAAAGGAGCCGUGACGUACCACAUGGCGACCCACACAGGAGUGAAACCGUUCAGCUGCGGCGUCUGCGGCAAAAGAUUCCGGCGGACUUCGCAGCUCAAAGCCCACAGGUGCGUCGGUGAAUAUUCGCGCCUUCGCAGAUGUGAUGAACACAAGACACCAUUGAACUGCUCUGAGUGCAACGCCACAUUCCCCAACAACUACCUCCUGGUGAUGCACAUGCGGAUGCACAAAGGGAAGAAGCUGUUCACCUGCUCCGUCUGCGGACAGAAACGGCAGUUCAGUUCACAUCUGGAGAUCCACAUGAGAACCCACACAGGAGAGAAACCCUUCAGCUGCUCUGUGUGCGGUAAGACAUUCUCGCAAAGAGGGAUCAUGUCGCAGCACAUGGCGGUCCACUCGGGCGUGAAGCCGUUCAGCUGCGGUGUUUGCAGCAGGAGGUUCUUUUGGCAUUUCCAGAUCAAGAAACACAAGUGUCUCGGCGAGUCCUUGCUGCGAAGGAGAGCCGGCAUUAAUGGAGAGGACUGUAGAGAACCAGAACCAGCCUGCUCAGAUCCACAACCAGAUACUGAUAAAGAUACCAGACCAUCUCCAAAAACUGAUGACAAUGUUGACAUUGAGUUUUGGAAAGAGACCCGGCAGCAUCAGUCAGGGUUUACUUACGGAAGGACUAAAAAAGUCUCUGUAAAUGAUGGCUGCUCUGAUAACAAGGCUGAAAAUAAACUUGGUGAGGUCGGCAGUGAUUUUUGCAGACCGCCUCAGAACUAUAUGAAAACUGAGGGCAAAACUGUGACUCAAACAGGAAGUAAUAAUACCUAUGAGAAAUCAUUCAGCUGCUCUGAUAACAGAACUGAAACUAAACCAGGCAUUGUCAGCAGUAAUUUUUGCGGUCAGCCUCAGAACAACGUGAAAACUGAUGUCUCUGUGGGUGAAACGGUUAGUAAUAAUACAGACAAGAAACUGUUUGGCUCCUUGGAGUCUCAUGAACGAUCUGAGGACAGUCACACUCUGCCAACCAACAGGAAACCGUUAAGUUGCUUAAGUUGCGGCAAAGGCUUUGCGUCUGGAGGACAUCUGACGAGACACAUAUCCGUCCACACGGGAGAGAAGCUACUCAGUUGUGUCAUAUGUGAGAAAAGAUUCACCCUGGAGUCGCAGCUCCUGAGCCACCAGUGCGCUGCUGACUCCCCUCAACCUCAUGCUGCCAACAGAUUACUGAUCAGCUCCCAGUGCGGAAAAGGGUCAAACCGUAAGCACAAUCUCCAGGUUCCCAUGAGGAUCCACACGGGUCUGAAACCGUUCGGUUGCUCAGUUUGUGGCAGGACGUUCGCCAAGCGUGAAAACUUGCGUUCUCACAUGAUGUGCCACAGGGGAGACAAACCGUUCUGCUGUUCGGUGUGCAACGCUGGCUUCAUCGACAGCGAGGCUUUAGUCCAGCACAUGAGGAUCCACACCAGACAGACACAGUUCACUUGCCUGGUGUGUGGUAAAGAAUUUGCAUGGAGACGAUACCUGACGAAGCACAUGGAGGUCCAUACAAAGGAGAGAAUCUACAGCUGCAGGUACUGCGACCAAAACUUCCUUUGGCAUCAUCAGCUGAAGUACCAUCGAUGUGCCGCUCAGUCAUCCACAGACCGUUAUCAGGGUCAAGCUGAUGGAGAGGACUGUGGAGGACCAGAACCAGCCAGGAACUCAGAUCCAGAUUUACGACCAGAUACUGAUGAUAUGCCCGAAGACUCCUCCGAGACCGAGACGGAUGACAGCGAUUGUUGGAACGAGAACAGCGGAUGUCUGAAACCACAAGUCUUGCAGAGUCAUGAAAUUUUUAACAAACGCCGGCCGAAGAUUUGUAGCAGAAAUCCCGAAGCAGGGAAACCGUUUUCAGGAAGUCUGAGCCAAAACAUGGUAGCUUGUACAGGCAAGACGGGGAUGCUGGAGAACCAAGAGCCGCAACACAUUAAAGAGGAGCAGGAGGAACUCUUGGAGGGAGGACACCUUUAUGGUUUGGAGGAGGCUAAUGUCACCAAGUUCUUGCCCACUUCUGUCCCCGUGAAGAUUGAGGAUGAUGAGGAGAAACCUCAGUCUUCACAGCUUCAUCAAACACAAGCUGAUGGAGAGGACUGUGGAAGACCAGAACCUGCCGAGAACUCAGAUACUGACGAUAGCGUCAAUAGCGACUUUUGGAAGGAGACCAGAAAAGGUCCAUCAGGUGCAAAGUUGUCAAAGGUCAGGGCCGAAUCCGAGAGCGACGGCAGUGUCGACAGCGUUGACAGCGACUUCUGGAAAGAUGACAUGAAACCUCAGCCUGGUUCGAACUCUCCAAAUGACAGCGAGAUUCCCCAAAGUGACCCAGGUUAUAAUGCUCUGAGGAGAGCGCACAGCUGCCCCGAGUGUGGGAAAAGAUUCCUCCACGACUGCAACUUGAAGAACCACAUGAAGUACCACACGGGAGAGAAGGCGUUCUUCUGUCCCGUUUGUGGUCUCAAAUGUCUCUACAGGUCCCACCUGGAGAUCCACAUGAGGACUCAUACCGGAGAGAAGCCUUUCCCCUGCCCAGUGUGUGGUAAAAAAUAUGCACAUAAGGCGAGUAUGCAGUCACACAUGGUCGUCCACACCGAGGAGACAAAGUACAGCUGUAGUGUGUGCGACAGAGGUUUUGCCUGGUAUACGGAGCUGAAAUACCAUCAGUGUGUUGGUGAGUCCUCGCAGGAAGAUUUGCAUCGGAGAGAAACCAUGUAGGACAGGGACAAAAUUUCGACUUUUGCAUGUUUGAACAUUAGAAUAUUUUGUGUUGACUCAUGUCACACGUAUGUGAAAUGAUGAAUGAACUUCCACCAGUACGUCCUUGGCGUCAUAGGUCCCCGGAGGAUCUCAAUGCUGAUUGGCUAUCGUGGAGCGAAUUGGUCACUCAAAUUUAGAUUUUUCUACUCACGCAGAUAAGCGCAUGACAAGAAAUCACGCUACUUGCUUCAGUCAUGCUGCUUCAUUUGCAUCAUUUGUGUCAGUCUAGUGUCCAUUGCACCACGGUCAUGAUUAGGCACAAAUUCAUGCCAGGUGACGCAGUGGUGACAACCCAAAUGAUGCAAAGUAAGCAGCGCACAUAACAACAUAAUUUUGUGUUCACACUAAACACGGUGCAAAUUUUCGCGUCACAUUACUUGCGUGAGUUUGAACGCUAGAACAUUAUGUUUUCAUUGAGCAAAAUUUAAUGAAAUGCUUGAUAAAUAACGGCAGUAUGUAAUGAUGUCUGUCAGCGUAUCUUCACAGAACAGUUCGUAUGAUAUCCUAUAGGGCUGUCAAAAUUGCUCAAAAAUGACGUUCGAA
This is a messenger RNA of Epinephelus lanceolatus (giant grouper), 3825 nucleotides long. RefSeq lists its product as uncharacterized. Gene Ontology annotation, biological process: regulation of gene expression. Lineage: Eukaryota; Metazoa; Chordata; Actinopteri; Perciformes; Serranidae. Gene Ontology annotation, cellular component: nucleus. The record is from RefSeq and is a predicted model, not a curated record.